AUGAACGGGACCCUGGAGAGCCUCUGCGGGCCCGCGCUGAACGACGAAGCCGUCUUCAUGUUCACCUCGGAGUCGGUGGGCGAGGGGCACCCAGACAAGAUAUGCGACCAGAUCAGUGAUGCGGUGCUCGACGCUCAUCUGAACCAAGAUCCAAAUGCCAAGGUGGCUUGCGAGACAGUGUGCAAAACAGGGAUGGUACUACUGUGCGGGGAGAUCACCUCUCGAGCUGUGGUGGAUUACCAGCGGGUUGUACGAGACACAAUCAGUCACAUUGGUUAUGACGAUUCCGCGAAAGGGUUCGACUACAAGACCUGCAACGUUCUGGUGGCGUUGGAACAACAGUCCCCUGAUAUCGCUCAGGGUGUUCAUCUGCACCGGGCUGAAGAAGAAGUAGGAGCCGGGGACCAGGGUCUGAUGUUCGGCUACGCGACAGACGAGACGGAGGAGUGCAUGCCGCUGACCAUCGUACUGGCUCACAAACUGAACGCCAAGCUGGCUGAGCUGAGGCGCAGCGGGGAACUCCCUUGGCUCAGACCAGACUCCAAAACCCAGGUCACUGUCCAGUAUCUCCAGAAGGACGGCGUCGUCAUUCCUAUGCGCGUCCACACCAUUGUGGUCUCUGUGCAACAUGACGAAACCAUCUCCCUGGAGGCCAUGCGCAGGGCCCUGCGAGAGCGGGUCGUCAAGCCCGUGGUUCCCGCCAAAUACUUGGACGAGGACACUGUUUACCACCUUCAACCCAGCGGCCGAUUCGUCAUCGGCGGCCCCCAGGGUGAUGCCGGAGUGACCGGCCGGAAGAUCAUCGUGGACACUUACGGCGGAUGGGGUGCUCACGGAGGUGGGGCUUUUUCGGGCAAAGACUACACAAAGGUGGAUCGGUCCGCGGCAUAUGCAGCCCGCUGGGUGGCCAAAUCCCUGGUGAAAGCCGGCCUGUGCCGCCGGGUUCUAGUCCAAGUUGCCUAUGCCAUCGGCGUGGCCGAACCUCUCUCAAUUUCACUGUUUACUUACGGCACCUGCGUAAAACCCGAGAAAGAAUUGCUGAACAUCGUACACCAGAAUUUUGACCUCCGACCAGGGGUCAUUGUCAGGGAUCUGGAUUUAAGGAAGCCGAUCUACCAGAAGACUGCCUGCUAUGGUCACUUCGGCCGAAAGGAAUUCUCUUGGGAGGUUCCUAAGAAACUGGUAUUUUAACGGUUGUUGGGACACCCCCUCAAGCUUAACUGGGACAGGAUUUCACUACAAAGGGUGCUUCCACUGACCAUCCCCUCAGCUGGGAAAAUGAACAGAAGAAAGAUGUUUUC
Molecule: messenger RNA, 1301 nt
Organism: Euleptes europaea (tarantolino)
Lineage: Eukaryota; Metazoa; Chordata; Lepidosauria; Squamata; Sphaerodactylidae
Gene: MAT1A
Product: methionine adenosyltransferase 1A
Exons: 9
Coding region: 1-1191 (396 amino acids)
Biological process (GO): S-adenosylmethionine biosynthetic process
Cellular component (GO): cytosol
Molecular function (GO): ATP binding; methionine adenosyltransferase activity
Source: RefSeq, a predicted model, not a curated record